Pomacea canaliculata is the source of this 8452-nucleotide messenger RNA. RefSeq lists its product as uncharacterized. The coding region runs from base 1 to 4677 and encodes 1558 amino acids. The transcript is spliced from 18 exons. Gene Ontology annotation, biological process: protein phosphorylation. Lineage: Eukaryota; Metazoa; Mollusca; Gastropoda; Architaenioglossa; Ampullariidae. Gene Ontology annotation, molecular function: protein tyrosine kinase activity; ATP binding. The record is from RefSeq and is a predicted model, not a curated record.
AUGGAGGAGGCGGCGGCGGCGCGGGGAGGGGAGAAGUUCCUGGCGGAGGCUCAGCUGUCUCACUACCUCAACGCCCUGCGCAACGAACUCAAAAUCACCUGCGUGGAGCACCUCAAGUAUGUGAAGGAGGAAGACCUGCAGGGCAUCGGCAUGACGCGGCCGGAGAUGCGGCGCCUCAAGAAGUUCUACAAGAAGGAGCAUCCGCAGGGCGCCUUCGACAAGCUCAAAAAGGCCAUUCUGCGAGGAGGUGGUGAUGCAGCAGGACGGUCAUUGAGUCCUUCUCCUCCUGAGCAUCGUGUCUCCCGCCCUGUUUCCACUGUGGUGAGACCUCCAGGCAAACAGUUGAUUCCUGUUGACUCCAUCACCAUCAACAAGAUGCUUGGGGAGGGAGAAUUUGGUGUUGUGCAGCAGGGAGUCUGGACCACUGAGACAGGAGAUAAAGUGCAGGUUGCCAUAAAGUGUCUGAGCAAAGAACGUAUGCAGAACGGCACACAGGAGUUCCUGAAGGAGGCUGGCAUAAUGCAGGCCGUGGACCAUGACAACAUUGUUCGCAUGUAUGGUGUGGUGCUGGACAAGGAGAACUCCCUCAUGCUGGUGACAGAACUGGCACCCAUGCGUUCUUUGCUCGAGUGUUUGAAGGAGCCAUCAUUGCGGCUGGACUUCCCUAUUCCAAAGCUCUGUGAUUUUGCUCAGCAAGUAUGUGAUGGCAUGAGCUAUCUGGAGAGCAAGCGUCUUAUUCAUCGGGACCUGGCUGCUAGAAACAUCCUGGUUUUCUCAAAGAAUAAGGUGAAGAUCAGUGAUCUGGGUUUGUCAAGAGCACUAGGUGUUGGAAAAGAUUACUACCAGAGCACCUUCAAUAUCAAUCUCAAGUUACCCAUUGCAUGGUGUGCACCAGAAUGUGUCAAUUUUCUGAAGUUUACCUCAGCCAGCGAUGUGUGGUCAUAUGGCAUCACUUUGUGGGAGUUCUUCACCUAUGGCUUCCAGCCAUGGGCUGGUCUGAACGGACAGCAGAUAUUAGAGGCUAUUGAUGAACCCUCUAGUCAACGUUUAGAACAGCCAGACUUAUGUUCAAAGGAAUACUAUGCCCUUAUGUGCAAAUGUUGGGAGCAUGACCCUGAGCGGCGACCAACAUUUAGCCAAAUUUUCAUCACCUUGCCACAGAUACGACCAAUUCAGGUGAAAGCUGUCAAGGAUUAUCCCAACCCAGUUGUGGAAAAAGACUACCUAUAUUACAAAAACUACGAUAUUAUUAUUGUUCUAGACAAAAACCCUGCCAAUGCUCCUUCACCAGGCCUGUGGAAGGGUUGUCUUUCUAAUGGCAAGAGUGGUUUUUUUGAUCCUACAAACACUGUAAGCUUUGUGGAGCCCAAGACUAGUCCCAUAUCUUUACCUAAGACCUCAUUGUCACGAAAAGAAUCCAGCCGUAAAUCAAGUCGCAAAUUGCGGGCAGACAUGAUUGGUGCUCCGGAGAAUGAUCUGCGUCAUACUGGUCACAUUGGUUAUGAUGGAGCAGUCUUUGGGGACGUCUCCUUUAUAGGGGACAACUACGAUAAACUGCCACUAAAAGUGGGAGGUAUAGGUAAAGUUGAUGUGAGCAGAGGCUCGUCGCUCUCAUCUCUCCCACACAUCACUGACAGCCCUGAUCGCAAUGGUUUUGUCAAAUCCAGUACUUCAGAUGACUCCCUCAAUAAGCGAGGCACCAAUGGCUAUGGUCACUCAUGGAUAAGCCAAGAGUCACUGACAAGUACACAAACAGAAGACCAAAAUGAGGGUUACUUUGACAUCGAUGAUAACUCAAUCUUUGCAGAUUUCAAAAUGCCUGAUCUCUCGAGCUCUUUUGACCUGGGUCCAUCCUUUAUGGAUGAAGUGCUGAAGGCGUUGGAUGAAAAGGAGAAGCAAGCAGAGGCAGCAAUCUUCUCUGCCUCGAAUGGAGGAAAAUUUGAAGACUCUGUUUUCAGCGACGAUCGAGUGGACCUGGGGGAUAAAACACCUGUGGCUGAAAAAAUACCAUCAUUUGAGGACAAAGGUAGAUUAGAGGAAAAAGUAGGUGAGAUGGACACAGUGCUACAUCAGGCAGCACCACCCCCUCCUUUGCCUACCCAACCUCCACGUGUGGAAAGCACUCGAGAGAAGAAGCAGGCCAAGGUUAAACCCAUGUCAGCCUCAGAGGAGAAAAUGAUGGAAGACGCCAUCAUCCUUGCCAACGAAUGUGCAACAACACAACAACAGAGGCAUAGUCAAAGCCAGAGCCCUCCCCGCAGCCCCACAGAGUCUGAGGAUACCAAAAUUGAACCACCAGAACAUGCUAUCGAAGCAUCACCCAGCCUCAUCACAAAACUGAAAAAUUCUAUACGUCGAAGCCCCAAGGCCGAGCGAAAAAGGACUUUUUCUGAUGACUUGCCUCCUAAAGUGGAGCUUGACGAGGAUGUACCUCUGAGUGCUCAAGAGGCGUACAACAUUUUGGUCAUGGGUGGCUCCAGAAGAGACAGUAGCAACGAUGACCAUUCAAGUGCUGAGAGAGUAUCUGUAUCAAGCGAUGUAGUAUUCACCAGUGAUCCUUCUGAUGUUGUUCCUAGUGAGCAAGCACCUCCUGUUGCUCCUUAUGUCAAGUCCAGAUUGGUGAACCCUUCUCCCCAGCCCAGACCUAUGCCCAAGCCUCGGACAGACUCUUCCUCUAAAAAGUCAGAAAUCCCAGUUCCCAAACCCCGACCAGAAAUCCAACGAGUUGAACCCAUCAGGCGACCCCCAGAUUCUCCAGACUUGCCACUGAAGGAGGAAAAAAGGGAAUCUCAUAUUCCAGUGGUAGUUUCUCGCAAGGAGAGUUGGUCCGAUGCCAAAGAAAGGGAACGGGAACAGCUAAAGAAGACAAUUGAGAUUGUCCGAGUGGAUUCCCCAACAAAAGAGGAGCAGUCAGUGAUGCAGCUGUCAGGUGGAGAGGAAACUGAGACCAAGGAGUCCACACCUGAGCCUGAUUCAGAUUCAAAUAAAUUCUCUGCUUCUUCCACAGAUGGCCGGGAUUCUUCUCCAAAAGUGAUGUCCCUUUUUGAUGAUGAUUUCAGUGAACCAUCACCAAGAGAGAUUAUGUCAAAACUCGCACGCGAGAGCCGCAUGCGACGAAACCUUGACCACCAGCGAGUUCUUUCUGGCGAGAAUCAGGAUUGCCAGGCUGCUUCUGUGACUCGUGUACGCCGUGAACCACAGGGCAUUCCAGGCAAAACUGCUUCUGUCAUAAGUGCAAGCAGUGAAGAUGGUGAUAAGGACAGUGACGAAGUUGACACCAACCCUUUGCGAAUGCUGCGUGGUGGUGCCAUACCCAUCCGGGCAGGCCGCGGAACAUCAGGUAUGAGCUCUUCUACGAAACAGUCAUCUUUGCGCUAUCCUAAACUCAAUUUCUCCAGCAGCGUUUCCAGGAGCCUGUCCACCGAUGAAACGACCAUCCCUCCUUCCUCCACGUCGCCAGAGCCGCCUUCUUUGCCCCCUCGUGCCCGCAGCACCAGUGAGGAGUGCACAGAUGAUGCCAAAGGUGCCAGGAGAGAUGCAGGGACCAGUGAUGCUCCAUCUUUGCCACCAAGAACCCCGCUUCGGCAGUUCAGCAUGCCAGCACUGAAUACUCGCCCACGGGAACGCAAGCAUCCUCUUGUUUACUGCAAAGACCCCCCUACUUCAUUGGCUGCCAGCAUGGCCGCCACUACCAACACCAACAUACACUCCGCUACAUUCACUGCAUCUGCUACACCGAGAAUCUCUUCCUACCCUUCUUCUGUUGCUUCCCCAGCCCCUAGCUCAGUGUCGUACGUGUCUCGUGCCACUUUUGUUCGCUCCUCUUCCUUGCAUGACAAGCCUUCCCAGUGUGAGGUACAGUUGCCGGCCUCUCGGCAUAGGCCCCGCCCCCUCACCCUCGCUCCCCACUCUCCCAGGCAAGCCCCAAGCAUGCCACCUUCCACCAUUGCAGAUCAUGAGUAUUGUGGCGUGGAUAUGGCUGCACUUGAUGCUAGUGAUAGCGAUAACGUGUUUCACCCUAACAGCCAUGAUGGCCCUGCUAGCCCAUCAUCUUUGGCCAGCCCCUGCUACCUUUCGUCUAGGGAGCACAGGUCCCAGCUGGGGGGCAAGUCAUCUGGGGGAGCCUCCCGGGCCAAGUUUGCCCCCCACAACGUUGAAUGUAGCCUAGAGCAGCUAGGCUUCUAUAACCAACAGGACCCAUUUUGGGUACAAACAGUCUCUCUCUCUGACGUGCUUGAGCGAACCCAUUCCAGCAACGCUUCCCACAGCUCGGAGGAGGUCUCACCUCUACUGCUGGUAAACUACAAGAACUCGGAUAAUGUCAGCUAUGAAGACUUGCUUGACUUUGGCCUGGAUAGCAGGGAGAAGAACUGCGAAGAGGUAGAAACUCUACAGAAAGUACUUGACAGUGAGGUGACUGCUGCUGAGUGCAGAAGGGCACUGGAAGAGACACGGUGGGACCUAUGUCAAGCCAUCAAGUACAUCCGCCUCAAACAGCUGCUGUCAUUACACCUGGCUGAUGUACAUACCUGCAAAAGAGCUCUCAUGGCAUCUGCUUGGGAUGUGCAUCGUGCAGCAGAUCUGCUGUUGCAGCAGGACCAUCAACAGCAGCAUCAGUGGUACCAACAGCAGCCUCAACAGCAUUUGCCCUCUAGCCCGGAAUCACUGGAUGUUUAAUCUUCAUACUUGUGAUGUACAUAAACGCAGUCAUAUCAUAGCAUGCAUGUAGAAGUGACAGUUUCUUCCAUUUGCAACGAAAGAUCCACAGUUAGUUUUGAAUGGGAGCAUCUUUUUGAUGGUGUCUUCCAUCAACAACUUUUGCAUCGGAGAGAUAUGGAAUAUGUAUUAGAACUAGCCACAUAGAAUAUUUGGCUGCUGACGUAUAUGACUUCACCAGUGGUAAUCCUAAAGGAACAUCCUGUAAUUGGGAAUCCUGAGCAGUUUGCAUUUGGGAUGUUGCCCUCAAUAUUCUUCCUGCCACAGUGAUCUUACUCUGGCUUGGUUCUGCUGGUCUGUGCUUCUCCACUUUCCCAUUGGUGUGAAGGAACUAAUAGCAUUGGAAUGACUAUUGACAGGAUUUCAGAGAAAUCCAUCAGAUAAUGGCGUUUUUAUUAACUUGUAGAAAAAAGAACUGGGAUGAGUGUUUGAUUUUAUUUUACUUAAUGUUGUAGAAAUAAACACAUAGUGGUUUGGGAAGAUUCUUCUCCUUGACUUAGGUUCAGAUUUAAUGUGUUUUAAUGGAUGAUUUUUUUUUUUAAAUUAAUGGAUGUGAAUGGAUAUAUUUUCAACUUGCAACUGAAAACAAUUCCUUUCUUAAAGUUUCGCCAUAAUUUUGUUUUGAAAGGUUUUGUUCUUUCUGUAGUUUAGUAUAAUUUGUGUUUGAAAAAUGUGUGCAUUGCUGAAGCAUUCAGCACUAGAGAAAACUACAUUUUUCUUUCCCCAGGCCUGUUAUACACAAUUUUAGGCUAUUUUCUAAUAUUUUACAAGCACAAACGGCAAGCAUAGCAUUCCCAAAGAAGUCCAGCUGCUCAAUAUAUUUUUUUCAGCUAUUAAAAAUACAUUCACAACCAAGUUUUCAGUGUUUAAACGCAUUUCAUUGUAUUAGGCAUAUGUGUGCAGUUAAACUGAUUUGAAGUGUGUGGACAAAAUUAUAACAUAAGCAUCAUUUAACAAAAACCAUUAAACAAGAUGUUAAAGUAUACAACCCCUUUAAACAUAUUUUAGAAUCAUUUAAUAUGUUAUUGAUCUUACUGGUUUAAGGCAAAAACCUGUAGUCUAAACACUGACAUGCAUAGCAUGUGGAGAGUGUCUGCUUCAGUUGACUUACAUUCAUUACUUUGUUGCACAUGCAGGCAAAUAAAGGCAUGUCACCUGUGUACCCAACUCUAACUUAUAAUGGCUAUGCCAUUUUAUGCUAAAAGCUUCAUUUGUUUGACCUGUUUAAAGUUCAUCUGUGUACAGUACAACUUAGCUAUUAGAUGAUGCAAAAUAUCUCCAAACAUUUUGUCAUUUUGUCAUAUCUCGUUGGAUAUGUUCCUUUUCAAAGACUAAACUUUCACCAGUACUUGAGCUCCUUACUAUAUCUCUAUAUUCAGAUCUAUUUCUGUGCAGAUUUCAUCUUACUCAAUUUAACUGUUUUGGCUAUACACUUAACAGCACACUUUUAAAUGUUUCAGGGUCAACCUUAUCUAAUAAUCUCAUAUUGAUUUUAAUUAUAUGCAUCUUUAUCUUUUGCUAUUGCUCUGGUGUACAACACUUUUAAACAGUUAUCCACAGGCUGCGUGCUCAUGAUAUGAGGUUGUGCGUGGUGCUUAUGCAAAGUAGCAAGCUCAGUAAAGUGCCUGGGAUAUUGCCUGCAUAAUUGUUGAAAAUCGUCUGACAUGCAUUAAUUGCCUAUAUGUUCUCUUAGUAGUUGCUUUUUUGUUUGGUUGUUUAUAUGCUGCCAUUUCAAAGGUCUACUUUCCCUUUUCUUUCUCUCACAUACACCUCUCAUUUCCCUACACCUCUCUUGCUUUUCUCUUGUGUUCAGAUACACUUUCUCCCACUCACACACCCCCCAGCCAGCACAUUGAUGUUAUAAACAGAAUACCAUAUACAAAAGUGAGAGACUAAGUUUUUACAGAAGUUGAUGAUAGACUUCCUUAAUCUUACCGCAGUGACUGUUUCUUGGUCUCUGCAUAAACAGAUUUUGAAGGAUACAAACUGGUGAGAAGAAGAUUGUAAAGUGACUGUAGGAAUUUUUUCUGCUUUUGGUGGCAAUAUGGGAACAAAGAGAAUGGUUUGACCUAUGAAGAUACAACCAGAAUUUUUUUUUUUAUGUUCAUUCAUAAAUCCCACACCUUCACAUUGUUCUGUCCACAAGGCAUGUUCUUAUGGUGUAGAUGGAUUUUGUCUUUUAUUUCUCUUUUUUGCGUGUAAUAUCUGAUUGUCGUACAUUGUGCUGAUGUAGAGUAGCACAGUGUAAUCUGUAGUGUACAUAAUAUCUAAGUAUACAUAUACACACUUGAACAGCACUGCAACUUAUAUUAGACUGUAAACAUGUGUAAAGCAGCACUGUAAAGUUUAUCUUUUGCCAAGCUGAUGUAGUCAUUUAUGUUUUGAUGCAGUAUUGCUUGUGUUGGCCAUGUUCACUUUUGUGCAAUACAGACUUCCUGAUUUAUUGAUAUAUUUUGUUACUUUGUUUUAUCAGAUGAUGUGUUUAUUAUUUCGAUGAAUAUUUGUAGACCACUUUCCACAUAAUAAACCUACGGCUAACAUAAAAACUCUUUCCUUUGAGGGUUCUGCUUGAUGAUGAUCAGAUAUGUGUAGUCACUAGCUGACAUCAGUGGCAUCAGUUGAUCCGUUAAAAAACAUUUGUUGCAUUAGGCUCAGAAAGAGAGUGAGAAUAUGUGUAUAUGUGUAUGCUUCCAUGUUUAGAUGUAAUUUUUCGUCAGGUUUUUUUUUUUUUUUGCAAAAGGGGUGGGGGGGGGUUGGUACAUGAAGAUGAUAACCUGUUUUAAUUCUGUAAUAUUGUUUUGGUUUUGUUUUGGGUUUUUUUUUUUUUUAUCACAUCCAAAAUUUUAAAAAAAUCACAAAUUUGAUUUUGUCACUCAUGUCUACCUGUGUACACCUGCUUUGAUAAAGAAGAAAACUUUCAGAUUAGGAGUUUAUGAUCACUCACAAACACACCAUUGCUUUAUUUUUGUUGGGGGGGAGGGGUGUAGAGGUUUUGGGUUAGUGCUGAGUGGUUUGAAAGAUUCUGGUUUAAAGAAACUGUGGUUAUACUGUAUGGUGUUUAAUAAGUUACGUGAUGAGAUGCAGUCUAUGUAUGCAGCUUGUGUGGUGGUAUAGUCAAUGACCAGGAUGAAUGUUAAAAUCCUGCAGUUUUGUUUGUUUUUAUUCUAAUUGCAUCAUCAUGUUUGUUUCUGUAAGCAGUUUUCAACUAAUAGUUCAUUUUCUAAUAUUUAUACAACAAAAGCAUUGCAUUAUGUGAAAGCCAGUUGCCUUUCUUCCAUAAAUAUUCUACCCUUGGCUUUAUUUGGCAGGGUAGGGGGAGUAGAACUUAAUGGGUACUGCAUUUUUCUUAUCAGCUGUUGCAAAGACCAGACAUUUCUGUAUGGACACAAUUUAAAAGAUUUUCUGCUCUACUCUUUUGAUGUAAAUAGUACGCAAAUCAGUAUAAAUGAAUGUGUGUGUCUACACAUGUAUGUAUGUGAUACGUGCUUUAUUAUCAAGUUUUAUUUUUAAAAAAACGAAGUUCUGUUAAAUUCUUUUGAAAAUUGUUUUCUUACCUUUUGCCAUACUCAGUACCGUAUUUCCUGUCAUGCCUGAUGUACACAUGCCCAUAGCCUGAUAGUACCAUCUUUUACCUUAAUCAUAUCUUCUAAUCUCCUACAACGGGAAAUACCUUUAUGUUUGUGGUCCAUUUUAUGCUUUGCCGUUGUUUUGUACAUAAAGACAGUGCUGUGUGCUA